AUUAAGAUAAUAGACGUCGAGCAGGGCAAGAAGGAUUAUGUGAUGAAGAACCUGACGAGGGAGGCGAAGGUGCUGUCGAUGCUGCAGCACCCGAGCAUCGUGAGGUUGUACGAGACGAUCCGGUGCGGAUCCGUGUACUAUCUCGUGACGGAACUCGCGACCGGCGGCGACCUGUGCACGCACAUUAAGGAACAGCCGGCCGGUAAACUGGACGAGAACACGGCGAGGCUCUAUGCCAGACAGCUGGUCGCCGCGCUCAAGCACAUGCACUCGAGAGGAGUCGUUCACCGGUGA
Messenger RNA from Ooceraea biroi (clonal raider ant), 294 nucleotides. RefSeq names its product CBL-interacting serine/threonine-protein kinase 24-like. Gene Ontology annotation, cellular component: cytoplasm. Gene Ontology annotation, molecular function: protein serine/threonine kinase activity; ATP binding. Gene Ontology annotation, biological process: intracellular signal transduction; protein phosphorylation. The record is from RefSeq and is a predicted model, not a curated record. NCBI's taxonomy places the organism in Eukaryota, Metazoa, Arthropoda, Insecta, Hymenoptera, Formicidae.